Messenger RNA from Fusarium musae, 513 nucleotides. RefSeq lists its product as uncharacterized. The coding region runs from base 1 to 513 and encodes 170 amino acids. The transcript has a single exon. Lineage: Eukaryota; Fungi; Ascomycota; Sordariomycetes; Hypocreales; Nectriaceae. The record is from RefSeq and is a predicted model, not a curated record.
AUGACCAAAGCGGAGGUAGAAGGCAUCAUCUGCAAGUUCUUGACCGAAUGCGACAACCACUUCCACAGGCUCUCCAUUUGCCCUAUACACGAAUACGAUAUCUUCGCACCACCCUGCGCAUGUCAGGAAAAGUUGGUGCAAUACUACAAGCACAUUGCCAGCAGUCUCGGGAAGUCUUGGGGAAGACAAAUUGAUCCCGAGCACGUCAGAGCCAUAGUCGAAGCAACCUUGUGCGCUCGAGUCGAGGCCAUCAAAGAGAAUAGUAGUCUCAUAAAUGACAUUCGGGGUUCAAAGAGCCUCAUACUACUCAACGCCCAUAUCUUCCUCUGCUCAUUCGCUGUGUUCAAGGACAGUCAUUCUUAUGAAGCUGUGCAUCGUCUUUACUGGAGUGUCAAUGGUGCUCUUGACUCGCAACAAGAAGCUACAAAGAGGAAGGAAACCCUUCUCGAGCAACAAGAAGCUAAGAGAGCCAAGUCUGUUUCUGGUGCUGGAAACACUUCUGCAGAAGAUUAG